AUGGACGCGCCGGCCAUAAAAACCUACCAUUGCUUAUGCAGCACCCUCCUCCUCUCGACGACGCAUAACCUCGCAUCUCUCCCACGACGUUCGUCAGCCAGCGACGGUGGUCUUGACGCGGCCAUCAUCCUCCCACUGCCACCCUCACCACCAACCUCAGAGCUAAAGCAAGAAGGCUACACCACGUUGCUCUCCCAGCCACGAGACUCUGCGCCAAUAGUAAUAAGACGCGAGGAUGGGUUCGAGAAGCGGCAUUUGCUCAAAUGCAAGCGAUGCAAUUUGAUAUACGGCUACCGAAUUGCUGGGGAGAACGCCCAAUCUGAUGGGAAUAUGGCUGUGUACACGGGAUCUGUAAUAUACUUGCUGCCUGGGGGUCUAAUAGAAACUAGCGUUAUGGUGAAGGGUGAAAAGCCUGCCGACGAGAGUCUAGACAUCAGGAGGGUAGAGCAGUGA
This is a messenger RNA of Glarea lozoyensis ATCC 20868, 453 nucleotides long. RefSeq lists its product as uncharacterized. The transcript has a single exon. The coding region runs from base 1 to 453 and encodes 150 amino acids. The record is from RefSeq and is a predicted model, not a curated record. NCBI's taxonomy places the organism in Eukaryota, Fungi, Ascomycota, Leotiomycetes, Helotiales, Helotiaceae.